GACCUCGACGCCUCUAUCACCACAGACCUAGAUCUUCGCCAGCCAACAGCACCACAGAUCAGGCCUUUGUUCCUUCAUCAGCACAAGAACAGCCUGUCUGGGUCCUCGAAGAGGUCUCAACUCUCUUACUCCUUAUUCUUCUUCUUCAUUAUCUCGACUCUACAUUUCUUCAACACUUUUGGGUACAACAAUACCACGACCAUCAUUUUACAACACAACAUACCAUUCCUGAGGGGCUACUUGUCGAAUUGAAUUCCACGCCUCGUCAAAGGUAAACAAAAAGGGCAGACCGACCUCCUUCGCUAUUCUCCUUGGGUCUGCGACGCGCGCUCCGACAGCCCCCAACAACGACGGCCCUUGAUCGCGGCCUCCGAUACCAUCGUCAAGUAAUCCUUUCCAUUCUACGAUCAACCGACUCCUCCUUUGGAAACCCCCAAUUUGUUCGACCUCCGCAGCCGACCGCUUAGUCGUUCACUCUCCCUCGAACAAAAGAAGAGACCUCGCUGUCGACCUCGAGACGUCCCUACUACAUUGAUGUCGGAAUAAACAUUACAGAUUUACAUUCGUUUCCUCUCUCGCGAGAACCCGGUCGUGCAGCGACAGGUUCAUCGCCAGUCCCGAGAUCCCCAUUUGGCACGGUUCUCGAUACAUUUCUCCCCUAAAGUCUUCACAACUAUUACUGCAUCCGUCAAGAUGUGGUUCACAUCAAGGACUCCGAUAUUGUUACUCUCCUCCCUCGCGGCCAUAUGCCGCCCGGCUGGGGCAGAGCAGAUGCUCUCGUCCAGCUCCCUGAAUACCUGCCAGUCCGACUCAGGAUUCACAGCCAGUCUGUUCAAUGUCGUCUACACCCCAGCUAACAAUAGUGCUACUGUUGACCUGUCGGCAACCUCGUCGAUCCAGGGUAAUGUCGUCUUCGAUGCCACAAUCACGGCGUACGGCUACCAGAUCAUCAGGCAGACGGUCGAUCCGUGCAAAAUCAACCUGGCUGGUCUCUGUCCUAUGACUGCUGGAAAGAUGGCGCUGACUUUUGCGCUGGACGUGAGCGAGAGUGCGGCUGCUGAGAUUCCAGGCAUUGCGUACACCUUCCCCGAUCUCGACGCCAAAGUAAGGCUGUAUAUGAACUACACAUCCAACGGCGAGAGUGUCGCCUGUGUCGAGGCCGAUAUCUCCAACGGCAAGACUGUCAACCUGCUGGGUGUCAAGUGGGCCACCGCUGUCGUCGCUGGUCUUGCACUGGGCUCGUCGGCUGUCAUUUCUGGACUCGGACACUCCAAUGCAGCGUCCCACGUUGCCGCCAAUGCGCUGUCGCUUUUUGGCUACUUUCAAGGUCAAGCCAUGCUCGGAAUGACCAGCAUCGAUCUUCCUCCAAUUGUGCAAGCUUGGACCCAGGAUUUCCAGUGGAGCAUGGGCAUCAUCCGCGUUGGUUUCAUGCAGACCAUCUUCACAUGGUAUCAGCGCGCCACUGGCGGGACGCCCUCUGAGCUGUUUGACUCCCUAACGACGGUCUCAGUGCAAGUGGAGAAGCGCAAGAUGAAGCGUUCCCUGACAGAGACUGGCAUCACCCUCUCGAAGCGGGCUAUUGCAAUGAUGCCUCGGGCCCUCGACUCGGUCUCGCAGACAGUAUCGUCCAUAGUGAAGCGAGGAAACGUCAAGAACGCGAGCGGCAGUUAUGUGGUCUACGGUAUCCAGCGUGUUGCCUACAAGGCCGGGAUCGAGUCGACAAACCUCUUUAUGACCGGUCUAACCUUUUUCUGCAUCUUUGUGGUCUUUACCAUGGCAGGCGUCGCUGCUUUCAAGGGUUUCUGCGAGCUCGCCGUCAAAAAUAAGUGGAUGAAGAGCAACAAGUUUGUGGACUUCCGCAAUGGCUGGUUUACCGUCCUAAAGGGUAUUCUCUUCCGCCUCACCCUGAUCGGCUUCCCCCAGAUGACCAUCCUGUGUCUCUGGGAGUUCACCCAGAGGGACUCAGCUGCUGAGGUGGUUCUCGCCGUCUUCUUCUUCUUUGGCAUGCUGGCCACGCUGUCCUGGGCUGCUUCCAAGGUCAUCCGGAUCGCUCGCCGCUCCGUCGUUAUGCACAGGAACCCGGCUUAUAUCCUGUUCUCCGACCCUCAGGCUCUGAACAAGUGGGGAUUCCUCUACGUCCAGUUCCGAGCCUCCGCUUACUACUUCAUCGUGCCCACCCUCGCCUAUCUCCUGGUUAAGGGCAUGUUUAUUGCUUUUGCGCAGACCACGUCCACUGUGCAAGCUGUGGCCUUUAUCGUCUUGGAGGCUGCGGCGCUCAUCGGAGCCAGUGUCCUGCGGCCAUGGAUGGACAAGAGCACAAACUCAUUCAACAUUUCGAUUUGCGUCAUCAAUUUCCUGAACUCCAUCUUCCUCCUGAUCUUCUCGGAUGUCUUCAACCAGCCCGCCAUCGUCACUGGUGUUGUGGGCGUGGUUCUCUGGCUCGCCAACGCGGUUUUCGCCCUCGUCCUGCUCCUCAUGCUGAUUGUCACGACUGUCAUCGUCCUGAUCCGCAAGAACCCUGAUGCCAGAUAUCAAUUCAUGGCCGACGACCGAGCUUCCUUCAUGAAGUCCCAGACGCAGCUCAACACAACCACCGAGCUGGAUGCCCUGGCAGCGACCGCCCGAGGUGAUAAGAAUGGAUACAAGGCCUUCGAUCUGGACGAUGAUGCCGAGUCGAUCUCGUCUGACUCGUUGAAGCGACGCACCGACCCAUCGCACAUGCAGGUCCCCCAGCAGAUCAACUCACCCCUCUCGCAACCGGCAUACCGCGAUGCGCCUCGUUCACCGGUGGAUCCUGCGGUGCCACUGUUUCCGAAUGACAGGCAGUACCUUCGCCAACAGCCAAGUGGUUCAUCAAUGCAGCCGCCAAGUUCGUAUGGGUCGUCAUCGAACCUGUCGGCUUACCGGGGCCAAAACAAUGGUAGCCCGGCCAGCGGCUACCGGCCGCAGAAUACCACGAGUCCCUGGCAGCGUGGGGCUGGUUAUGAACACUAACGAUUUUCAAACGGCGGCACGAGGCGUACUGACGAUGCCUGUGCCGGAGUCGCCAUUAACGACGCAAUGGAAGUAGAGGAUCUUUCAUAUACACAUAUAUAUAUAUACAUAUUCC
This is a messenger RNA of Cryphonectria parasitica EP155, 3109 nucleotides long. RefSeq lists its product as uncharacterized. Lineage: Eukaryota; Fungi; Ascomycota; Sordariomycetes; Diaporthales; Cryphonectriaceae. The record is from RefSeq and is a predicted model, not a curated record. Gene Ontology annotation, biological process: fungal-type cell wall biogenesis; transmembrane transport. The coding region runs from base 694 to 2994 and encodes 766 amino acids. The transcript is spliced from 4 exons.